AAGCGCACUUUAUGUAAAGGACGCUACUUUACAUGUUCUGUUCUUCAAUGUCGUGGUUAGUUUGGUAUAACACUAAUUAUGCCGACAUUUUAUGUUUGACAUCAAUAACCAUUGCUUAUAAAACAAACUGUGUAAGCUACAGUUUACCGGUUGCCUUAAAUAGGGCUGUUUUGAUUCAUUUGAGAUAAGCAUGACAAAUGUACUUUGCAAAUAAUAUCAAGAACUAUUUACAAAAUAAGUUUGUCAUGCCUAUCUCCACAUUCCUAAUAAUUAGCUAGCAGCUAAUUGAUGGAAGUUUGUGAACGAUUUGUAAUACUUUAUAGUUAACAUGAAGUGUUUGGUUGAAAAACGACUCGAAACCAAAAUAUCAGAUUCGCAUAUAUGCUUCUGCGAGUGUCCAGUCUUCUCUUGAAAGUGUCGGUGUGAAAAUCUGUGUGCCACAGAUUUGAUGGUUAACUGCUGCAGUUUCGAACCAUAGUUGCUUUAUAUCACACAAUUCUCAGAAAUUAAAACAGACGACUUCUGUGAAUGGGUACCCUUUUCUCCAAACGUCAAAGUGUAGAAUUUACCUUGAUCCCGUCAGAAAACAUAAGCGGCCCAUUGGGCCUAGGUGACCCUGAAAGUAAAGAAAUCACGAAAGUUGAAGAGGAGAGCCUUAUACCAGCGCUUAUGCAAGACAGACUGAGAACGAAACAAUGCGCGAAGCUUUGGGAUGAAUGGUCAAACUGUACACAAAAUUACUACUGGGCAGCGAUAUACAUUUGCAAGACGGACUUUCAUAAGGCUUUAGAGUGCAACAAAAGAUACCUACAGGAUCCUCAAUUUUUCGAAGAAACGAAGACUUUAUAUCUGAAAAUGCGUUCGAACUACAGGAGGACGGGGUUAGAACAACGCGUCGUACGAACCGACAAAACAUUUUAGUCUUAAAUAGAAGUUACAAACUGCAUC
Molecule: messenger RNA, 948 nt
Organism: Schistosoma spindalis
Lineage: Eukaryota; Metazoa; Platyhelminthes; Trematoda; Strigeidida; Schistosomatidae
Source: the annotation of a GenBank genome assembly